Liolophura sinensis is the source of this 1440-nucleotide messenger RNA. Its product is annotated as zinc finger protein 585B-like. The record is from RefSeq and is a predicted model, not a curated record. NCBI's taxonomy places the organism in Eukaryota, Metazoa, Mollusca, Polyplacophora, Chitonida, Chitonidae. Bases 31 to 1440 code for a protein of 469 amino acids. Gene Ontology annotation, cellular component: nucleus. Gene Ontology annotation, biological process: positive regulation of transcription by RNA polymerase II. The transcript is spliced from 3 exons.
AACCUGGCAAUACAGGACAAAGUCAGACUGAUGACAAAUCUUACUGCGAAGAAUACAGCUGAGGGGCAGUUUAAUGUAGACCAGAUGCUCCAUCAGGAGGAAAUGGACACCAAGCUCCAGUAUUACUCUGUAAAGUCUGAAGGACACCCUAUUAGUUUACCUGAUCAGCGUCCAGAUCUCCAGACUUCCUCACAAAGCUCACCUUGUUCUACCAUGACAUUUAAGGAGGAACCAUUUACAGCUGACAAUAAAGGCUGUCAUCAGCGUCCAGAUAUCCAGACUCCCUCACAAUGCUCUCCUUGUUCUACCAUGACAUUUAAGGAGGAACCAUUAUUUACAGCUGACAAUAAAGGCUGUCAUCAGCGUCCAGAUAUCCAGACUUCCUCACAAUGCUCUCCUUGUUCUACCAUGACAUUUAAGGAGGAACCAUUAUUUACAGCUGACAAUAAAGGCUGUGAUCAGCGUCCAGAUAUCCAGACUUCCUCACAAUGCUCUCCUUGUUCUACCAUGACAUUUAAGGAGGAACCAUUAUUUACAGCUGACAAUAAAGGCUGUGAUCAGCGUCCAGAUAUCCAGACUUCCUCACAAUGCUCUCCUUGUUCUACCAUGACAUUUAAGGAGGAACCAUUAUUUACAGCUGACAAUAAAGGCUGUGAUCAGCGUCCAGAUCUCCAGACUUCCUCACAAUGCUCUCCUUGUUCUACCAUGAUAUUUAAGGAGGAACCAUUAUUUACAGCUGACAAUAAAGGCUGUGAUCAGCGUCCAGAUCUCCAGACUUCCUCACUAAUCUCGUCUUGUUCUGGUGUGACAACUGAGGAGGAAACAGUGAUUAUAACUGAUGAGAAUGGCUAUAUCAUCGACAGACUUACUAUGACAUCACACUCUUCCUCCAGUGGUGACAACAGCAGAAAUUUAACUGAAGAAACUUGUGGUACAUCACAGAGCAGAGAGACCAGGCUGUGCAACGAAGGGUAUUAUCCGUGUGACAGAAUAGAGAAACCAUUUAGAUGUAGCUGGUGUGAUUACAGAUGUAAUGAGGAGAGUACCCUAAAUUUACACAUCAGAAUUCACACAGGGGAGAAGGAGUUUAAAUGUACCUGGUGUGAUUACAGUUGCAACUAUAAAAGUACUCUGGUUAUCCAUAUGAGAGCUCACACUGGAGAGAAACCGUUCAAAUGUACCAGGUGUGAUUACAAAUGCAGGGAUCACAGUGCUUUAGCUAAGCACAAUAGAACGCACACAGGAGAGAAACCGUACAGAUGUACUUGGUGUGAUUACAGGUGUAAAGAUAAGAGUAAUUUACUGAGUAAAUUUAAUGAAACGCCGUGUUCAAGCCGGGGCACCCUCUCCUCUCUUGGGUUUGGUCGGAUAAGGAUAGAUGGGAUAUGGUGGGUUUGGUUGGAUAAGGAUAGAUUGGAUAUGGUGGGUUUGGUCGGAUAA